This is a messenger RNA of Cryphonectria parasitica EP155, 597 nucleotides long. RefSeq lists its product as uncharacterized. The coding region runs from base 1 to 597 and encodes 198 amino acids. The transcript has 4 exons. NCBI's taxonomy places the organism in Eukaryota, Fungi, Ascomycota, Sordariomycetes, Diaporthales, Cryphonectriaceae. The record is from RefSeq and is a predicted model, not a curated record.
AUGGUGUCCUCACUCGUCUUCGCCUUGAGCCUCCUGACCACCCCUUUCGCCGCCUCGGCAGCAAAGCCUAAUACCGUCAAGGUCCCCCGUGCCAGCACGAGCGGCGAUCUCACCGGCUCAGGCACGCUGCAGGUUGUGAUCGGCAGCGGCGGCAACGUGAGUGCGACGACUGACUUUAGCACGUCGACGCCUGCAGACAUUGUGGGCUGUCUCAACGCAGCGGGACAGUUCACGCUGGAUGACUGCGCGACAUAUACCGUCACCGACACCUAUUAUGUCGAGACGAGCAAUGGCAUCUGCUCAUUUUACAACAGCUCCUCGCCGGCCAACACGGAUGAUUACUACGGGGCCUACGACUAUGCGCUGACAUGCUGGGAGCAUACGGGGGUGAUUGGCUCGGAUGUCACGUUCUACACUGUUGAGGGUAUGGCCUACAAUUUCCUUGGCAACGGAGACACAGAUUUCUACUAUGAUGUCCCUGGCCUGCCUGAGACCUCAACGGACGCGCUCAACUUCUGGCGCUUCGUGUGGGGUGGCGAGGAAACCGAUGUGCCGGCGGGCCACUACAGGGCGCUGCUGUUGUUUGGAUCUUCGUGA